Messenger RNA from Haliotis rubra (blacklip abalone), 2808 nucleotides. Its product is annotated as extracellular matrix protein A-like. The record is from RefSeq and is a predicted model, not a curated record. NCBI's taxonomy places the organism in Eukaryota, Metazoa, Mollusca, Gastropoda, Lepetellida, Haliotidae. The transcript has 4 exons. The coding region runs from base 1 to 2808 and encodes 935 amino acids.
AUGUUGCCCAGUCGACGUCUGCGACAAUCGCUGCUUCAACAUCAUCUUCAGCACCUGUUGCCCAGCCGACGUCUGCUGCCAUCACUUCCUCCUUAUCAUCCUCAACGCCUGUUGCUCAGACGACAUCUGCUACAAUCACUCCUUCAGCAUCAUCCUCAGCCGUCACACAAUCUUCAACGCCUGUUGCUCCAGGCGACGUCUGCUACAAUCACUGCUUCAGCAUCAUCAAUCAACGCACUGCAUCCCAGUCGACGUCUGCGACAACCGCUGCUUCAACAUCAUCUUGUACCAGUCAGCCGACGUCUGCUACAAUCGCUUCUCGCUGCAUCAUCCUCAACGUCUGUUGCCGAAUCGACGUCUGCUUCAGCAAUCCGCUGCAUCAGCAUCUCCCUCAACGCCUGUUGUCCAGUCGGCGUCUGCCACAACCGCUGCUUCAACAUCAUCGUUAGCUGUGGCACAGUCGUCAACGCCUGUUGUCCAGUCGACGUCUGCCGCCAUCGCUGCUUCAGCAUCAUCGUCAGCUGUGACACAGUCGUCAACGCCUGUUGCCCAGCCGACGUCUGCUACAAUCGCUACUUCUGCAUCAUCCUCAACGUCUGUUGCCGAAUCGACGUCUGCCACAAUUGCUGCUUCAGUAUCUCCCUCAACGCCUGUUGUCCAGUCGACGUCUGCUACAAUCGCUGCUUCAACAUCAUCGUCAGCUGUGACACAAUCUUCAACGCCUGUUGUCCAGUCGGCGUCUGCUACAAUCACUCCUACAACAUCAUCGUCAGCUGUGACACAAUCUUCAACGCCUGUUGUCCAGCCGACGUCUGCUACAAUCGCUACUUCUGCAUCAUCCUCAACGUCUGUUGCCGAAUCGACGUCUGCCACAAUUGCUGCUUCAGUAUCUCCCUCAACGCCUGUUGUCCAGUCGACGUCUGCUACAAUCACUCCUACAACAUCAUCGUCAGCUGUAACACAAUCCCCAACAUCUGUUGUCCAGUCGGCAUCUUCUACAACCGCUUCUUCAACAUCAUCGUCAGCUGUAACACAAUCUACAACGCCUGUUGCCCAGCCGACGUCUGCUACAAUCGCUACUUCUGCAUCAUCCUCAACGUCUGUUGCCGAUUCGACGUCUGCCACAAUUGCUGCUUCAGUAUCCCCCUCAACGCCGUUUGUGCAGUCGACUUUCGCUACAACCACUCCUUCGACAUCAUCGUCAGGUGUCACACAAUCUUCAACAUCUGUUGUCCAGUCGACGUCUUCUACAAUCGCUGCUUCAACAUCAUCGCCAGCUGUGACACAAUCUUUAACACCUGUUGUCCAGUCGAAGUUUGCCACAAUCGCUGCUUCAACAUCAUCUUCAACACCUGUUGCUCAGACGACAUCUGCUACAAUCACUCCCCCAACAUCCUCAUCAGCCGUCACACAAUCUUCAACACCUGUCGUCCAGGUGACGUCUGCUUCAAUCACUGCUUCAGCAUCAUCGUCAACCAUGACACAAUCUUCAACACCUGUUCUCCAAUCCACGUCAGCUACAAUCACUCCUACAACAUCAUUGUCAGCUGUAACACAAUCUCCAACAUCUGUUGUCCAGUCGGCGUCUUCUACAACCGCUACUUCAACAUCAUUGUCAGCUGUGACACAAUCAUCAACAUCUGUUGUACAGUCGGCGUCUUCUACAACCGCUGCUUCAACAUCAUCGUCAGCUGUAACACAAUCUACAACGCCUGUUGCCCAGCCGACGUCUGCUACAAUCGCUACUUCUGCAUCAUCCUCAACGUCUGUUGCCGAUUCGACGCCUGCCACAAUUGGUGCUUCAGUAUCCCCCUCAACACCUUUUGUCCAGUCGACUUUCGCUACAACCACUCCUUCGACAUCAUCGUCAGGUGUCACACAAUCUUCAACAUCUGUUGUCCAGUCGGCGUCUUCUACAACCGCUGCUUCAACAUCAUCGUCAGCUGUGACACAAUCUCCAACAUCUGUUGUCCACUCGGCGUCUUCUACAACCGCUGCUUCAACAUCAUUGUCAGCUGUGACACAAUCUUCAACACCUGUUGUCCAGUUGACGUCUGCGGCCAUCGCUUCUUCAGCAUCAUCGUUAACUGUAACACAAUCUACAACGCCUGUUGCCCAGCCGACGUCUGCUACAAUCGCUACUUCUGCAUCAUCCUCAACGUCUGUUGCCGAAUCGACGUCUGCCACAAUUGCUGCUUCAGUAUCCCCCUCAACGCCUUUUGUGCAGUCGACCUUCGCUACAAUCACUCCUUCGACAUCAUCGUCAGAUGUGACACAAUCUUCAACGCCUGUUGUCCAGUCGACGUCUGGCGCAGUCGCUGCUUUAGGAUCAUCGUCAGCUGUAACACAAUCUACAACGCCGGUUGCCCAGUCGACGUCUGCCGCAAUCACAGCUUCAGGAUCAUCGUCAGUUGUAACACAAUCUACAAUGCCUGUUGUCCAGUCGACGUCUGCUACAAUCACUGCUUCAACAUCAUCGUCAGCUGUAACACGAUAUCCAACGCCUGUUGUCCAGUCGGCGUCUGCUUCAAUCACUCCUACAACGUCAUCGUCAGGUUUCACACAAUCUACAACACCUGUUGUCCAGUUGACUUCUGUUACAGUCUCUACUUCUGCAUCAUCCCCAACGCCUGUUGGCCAGUCGGCGUCUGCUACAACCACUGCUUCAACAUCAUUGUCAGCUACAAUCGCUGCCUCAGCAUCACCAUCGACGCCCGUUGCCCAGUCGACAUCUGCCACAAUCGCAGCUUCGGCAUCGUCGUCAUUGCAAUUAUCGUUUGCUGUGACACAAUCUGUAUUAUCUGCUGA